This is a messenger RNA of Colletotrichum lupini, 531 nucleotides long. RefSeq lists its product as uncharacterized. The transcript has 3 exons. Lineage: Eukaryota; Fungi; Ascomycota; Sordariomycetes; Glomerellales; Glomerellaceae. The record is from RefSeq and is a predicted model, not a curated record. The annotation marks the transcript as partial.
GAGGAAUUUGAGACCUCAGGGCAGAAUGCAGACGGGCUCCGAGUGGACUGGACUGGCGAGGACCACGACUACCCAGGGCCGGAGGUACCUGACCUUACUGAAGCUGUGAAAGCUAAGGCAGAUGGGCGGGAAGCAGCAGAAUGGAGACUUUGGAGAACUGGAGACUCGAGACCUGGGAUCCUCCACUCCCUCCACUGCGCUGGUACUGGUACUGGUACUGGUACUGGUACCGCUCUAGGUACUGGCAAUGCUGUUAGCUCCAAGCAGGCAAUCGGGGUGAUUGACAAGUACUGCCAGGUUAUUAUUGCUGCUUUGCUAUGCGUCGCCGUCGAGUGGGUGGUGUCGCUUUUGCUGAGGGGAAAAAAAAACCAACACAACAGGCCGCGGGCGGCGGGUGGGCGGUGUAAGCGAAGUGAGUGUGUCGGGGCCGGUCGAGAGCUUCCAGGUUCCUACGCCGUAAAAAAUGUACCGAUACAAAGCUACUCAGCACGACUGUACGACGAGCCAGGUACCAUGUUCAACACGACUUAG